GUCAACAAAAAUGUCGGUCAACUACGCUUCAGGUUUAUCAGACUAUCCAAAUAAAGGAAAAUGCGGCCUUCCCGAGCGUUUUGAUUCUAGCGACGAUUUGGACUCCAAAGUUUCCCUUCUCGUCGACUUGCUUCGAACUUCCAAACAUGCUAUCGUUCAUACAGGWGCCGGCAUUAGUACUUCUUCUGGUAUUCCAGACUUUCGAGGGCCUAACGGAGUGUGGACAUUGGAAGAAAAAGGGUUAGCUCCCAAUUUCGAUGUUUCUUUUGAUAGCGCAGCGCCUUCAUUAACUCACAUGGCUUUAAUAAAGUUGGAAGAAGUCGGUCUCGUAAAGUACAUUGUGAGUCAAAAUGUUGAUGGCCUUCACUUGAAGUCUGGAUUCCCUAGAUCUAAACUUUCUGAGCUGCAUGGUAACAUGUUUGUCGAUAAAUGCGAUAAAUGUGGUAAAGAAUACAUUAGAAAGACAGCUACGACAUCAGUUGGACAGAAAAGAACAGGAAAAUCAUGUGUGCAACAACGAAGACGUGGAACAUGCAGGGGGAAGCUGUGUGAUACAAUAUUGGACUGGGAAGCUAAUCUACCAUACGAUGACCUCUUAGCAGCUGAACAGCAAUCAAGACAGUCAGACCUCUCCUUAUGUCUCGGCACAUCACUCCAGAUUCUUCCAAGUGGAAAUCUUCCAUUGAUAACUAAAAAGAAUGGUGGCAAAAUAGUAAUUGUCAAUUUGCAAAAAACCAAACAUGAUAAGAAAGCAGAUUUGAAAAUCAACUAUUAUGUUGACGAAGUCAUGAAAAGAGUGAUGAAAAUGCUAGGUUUAGAAAUACCAGCGUACAAAGGAUUCCACCCAGAAAACGAUCCAAGACUGUGCAAUAGUGUCUUGAAAACAGAGGAUAGUGAUGAGGAGAGUUCUGAGGAUGAAAUUGAAGACAAGAGUACAGUAAAACUAGAAGAUAGAGGUACCAGUAAAUUAGAGAAAACUAAAAAUUCUCAAAGCAAUGGUGAACAUAUUACAGAAUUUAUGGAAGGUUCGACACAAAAACUUGAAAAUUUAAAACGGGAACCUCUGAAUGAUGCUGAAAAAUUUAGUUUAGAUAUAGACAAAGGUGGUCAAAAUGAUAAAGAAGAUAGCAUCUCUGACGUCAAGAGGCAAAAACUUGACGUGAAUAUGUGAAUAGGUGGGGCAGUUCUUACUAUAUUUAAACUAAUAUGGAAUUGAACUGAAAAUGGGAAAAUUAGCUGGGAAAUGGGUGUUUUUUAUGAGAUAUAUUCGUGACUGUUCGAGCAUCUAUUCUUAUUCAUACUUCAUUCAUUCAUUCAUUCAUUCAUUUUGACUUGGAAACAAUCUGUGGUACCAUAGGGCAAUUUCGAUACAGCUGAUGUUUGAUAUGAAUAUAUUUUUCAAGUUCUCAUUCAUAUUUCUUUCAUUCAUUUCUCAUUUCAAAGCUAAAAAAUAUAUGUAACACAGGCCUUGUUACUGCUGAUGUUCCAGUCUCAAUAGAGAUACGCUUUUCUAACUUUCAUUCGUUUUUCAUUUUUAUACAAUUUCAAAACAAUUGUGGUUAAACAAUGACCACCUGUCGAAGGGAAGCUUUAUUUAUUUAUUUGCAAGAGUAAGGAACAAAAAUAUGUAAUUUCAGAAUUUUUCCAAUGAAUAAGCUUGUCAAAUCCCAGAGCACUUAGCCAUUGAGCCGUUGACAUGAAAUUGACAUGUUUGUUUCCUAAGAAUUGCAAAUUUCUAACAAUGUAUUUAAGAUGUCAUAAAAUAUGAUUCUACUUUCGCUAAUUUUUCAUUAAUUGCUUUUAUCGUGACUCCCAAGAUCACAGCAUCAAUGGAUGUAAUUAGAGCUAUUUAACCAAAUAUUUAAUCAUCUUGACAUGUGCAUUUGACAUGGUUUUCAAAUAGUCAUAUCAUUGUCACUCCUUAUCCAAGAGCUGCUGUCAUAGAAAAUAGAUUUUUACCAAAAAUUUUCGUGUUUCGACCCGAUAAACCUGUUAAGGCUACAAAAGCAAGGUAUUUUUUUUCGUUUGUUUGUUUGUGUUUGUCAGUUUUGUGUCUGAAAAAUUUCACCUUUCAAAAUAUACCCCAUAUUUCUAGGUAUGAAUAAUAACACGAUGAUUGCAAUAUACUACGUUAUAGGUGAUACUCAACCACGCAAUUCGUCAUUUACUGAGUUAUUUUUGUGGACGCCUACAGAAGAUCUACAAAUAUGGUUACGCCAUAGCGCUGUGACCAUCAACAUACCUCAAAAGGCGCUUGCGUAGUCCACACCAUGAAAAAUAACUGCGUCAUUAGACAGUUUUGGAAAUAUGUGUUACGCCAUUCUUGAGACAUGUUGCUUAGCGGUUGCGUGAGGGGGUGUAAUCAUGUUUACAUCAUAUUAAUCUUAACCUCUCAAAUCACAAGUACAACCCUUAGUAACAAGUACAAAUAUUGAGGUGUAUGUUGAGCAUCGGUAUUGUAAACCAGAGUUCUGUUUUGAAAGUUUUUGUCCAUUGUUUGAUUCCUUGAAGCAUUCCUAAAGCCCCAUUUACACUGGCGAUUUUUGCUGCAUUUUGUGUGGCAAUUUUCGGAAAUAUGAAAUCUUUUGUCUCACCCUUCAAAAGAGACAUUCGUCUAGGAAAAUCCUGGUAUCCUGAAAAAACUUUACAAGUAAAUUCUUUACCCUUAUUUAUUAUGGACAAAAUCGCAACAAAAACAAAAAAACAAAAAUCGCCGCAAAAAUCGCUAGUGUAAACGGAGUUUUAAAGAGCCAUAGGCGCGAUUGCAUGGAGCAUUGGAGCGUGUAACCUACAGCGCAAUUCAAAAGUAGAAUUCGUUCCUACUUUUGGCAAAGAUCGCGUCUCUGUUGCACCGUGUAGAUACUUUUGCAACUUGUGUCGCAACAUUAUUGGGGAAACUACUAUGUGUAAUCGCGCCUUUAAAGAUGUUGGUCGCGUACGAGCCAGGCGGCGAUGACGUAAUGUGCAAACGCGGAAUUUUGUUAAAGAAGUUCCCAAGAUAGCAAAAACAAAACAACUCCUUUUCUCUACUUUAAUAUUUUUAUUUUAACUUUAUUUUUUUUAUCAUUAAGUUUAUUUUAGCAGAUAAAUGUAAACUGUGGGCUGCAUUUGGAGUAUAAAUUUCCCAGUAAGUAUCGAUAUUUACAGCUUUUUUUCUACAGCAGAUUUCGUUUGAGUAGAAAAUUGACGACAAUUUGACAAUCAAAUGGCUUUCUCUCUUGUAUGGUCCAAUCAAAAUGUGAGAAAAAGCCUAGCAACCAGUCACAGCGCUCGCACCAUGAUUUUAAAAUGGCUUCGUCUCUGGACCAAUAAGAGAGCGGAAAGAAUUACACACCGACCAAUCACAGUGUUCGAAAUAUGACUUUCGAUAAUUCUCGCUUUGAAUCAAUCAGAAAGCCUUUCAAUCAGAGUAACGCUCGUUUUCGACUCAAACGAAAUUGCUUAAUCUAUUUGUUUUUGUGGUAUUUGUUAGAAUUUUCCCAAAGUUCUUUAAAAACGAUAAAAAUUAUUUAUCACUGGCCGAUAAACCCGUUAGCUGAUAGAAAAAGCUUGUCAUAGAAUAAUAUAACAAGGUAUAAAACUAUUCACAAAUAUCAGCAUAAGAAAAGUAAGCCGCUUCUUGCAGUAACUUGUUUAAUCUUUUUUCUAAUUUUUUCAGUAUUCUUAUUUUUGUUUAUAAAGUAUCGUUAAUAAAGUGUUUUCUUUUGGUUAGAAAGAUGACUUGGUCGAUCGGAACUCGCCUCAGUGGUUCUCGACCAAGGCACAGUAAUUUUCGGGAUUUUGUUUUGUUUUGCGUUGCUUUGAGCAGGAUUAACAAGGCUUCCCUAUGUGCUAUGCGCAGAUUCUAAUUACAUAUGUAGGACCUGGAAUUUUAAGCAGUUAUGAUUCUGCCCAGGGUCUCAUGCCUUAGUAGUAUCGUACAUGUCACGUGACUAUGCGUUAUGUCACGUGACCAUGCUAUAAGUCACGUGACUAUUAGAUAUAGAUAUCUCUUGCUAACCCACUUUGCAGCCCAGUGAAUAUUUCGAUUCUAAAAUCGUCAAAUAAACUGACUUCCAAGCUAGAGAUUGAA
Actinia tenebrosa (Australian red waratah sea anemone) is the source of this 4072-nucleotide messenger RNA. Its product is annotated as NAD-dependent protein deacylase sirtuin-6. Gene Ontology annotation, cellular component: nucleus. The record is from RefSeq and is a predicted model, not a curated record. Gene Ontology annotation, molecular function: transcription corepressor activity; histone H3K9 deacetylase activity, NAD-dependent; NAD+ binding. NCBI's taxonomy places the organism in Eukaryota, Metazoa, Cnidaria, Anthozoa, Actiniaria, Actiniidae. Gene Ontology annotation, biological process: negative regulation of transcription by RNA polymerase II.